Salvelinus fontinalis (brook trout) is the source of this 5905-nucleotide messenger RNA. RefSeq names its product amyloid beta precursor like protein 1-like. Gene Ontology annotation, cellular component: Golgi apparatus; plasma membrane. Gene Ontology annotation, biological process: central nervous system development; axonogenesis. The coding region runs from base 207 to 2384 and encodes 725 amino acids. The record is from RefSeq and is a predicted model, not a curated record. Gene Ontology annotation, molecular function: heparin binding; alpha-2A adrenergic receptor binding; alpha-2C adrenergic receptor binding. The transcript has 17 exons. Lineage: Eukaryota; Metazoa; Chordata; Actinopteri; Salmoniformes; Salmonidae.
AUUUUUUUCUGGCCAGGCUGCAGCCACAUAAUAGUCUGGGCUGCGAUUGGAGAGAGCAAGUGCGCACGGACGCAGACGAUAUCCGAGGCAGGCACCGACCAGAACAGAGCUCAACAUAGUAUCUGAUUUAACUGUAUUUGGGAAUCAAUUCAGAUUAUAAAGAGAAAACGUUCCAAUUGAGAAACGGAAAAGAAGAAGGGGUGAAAAUGGGACAUACAGUGUUACCCAUUUUGAUGGCCGUAUUGUCCCAUUGCAUGUGGGGAAAUGUCGAGGCCUUGGCCAUGGCUGAGGUGAAUGGACCGGGGCCCCUGGUGGCCGAGCCGCAGAUUGCCAUGUUCUGUGGGCGUCAGCUGCUGCACAUGAACCCUGAGACUGGCCAAUGGGAGCCUGACCCUCAGGGCCGGCAGGGCUGCUUCACAGAGCCCAACCAGAUCCUGUCCUACUGCCAAGAGAUGUACCCAGCCCUACAGAUCUCCCAUGUGGAGGAGUCCUCCAGCCCUGUCACCAUCCCAGCCUGGUGUAAGAAGGGCUGGGGCCACUGCCAGACACGCCCCUUCAUCGUCAUGCCCUACCGCUGCCAGGUGAGUGAGUAUGUGAGUGAAGCCCUGUUGGUUCCAGACCGAUGCCGUUUCCUGCACCAGGAGCAGAUGGAUGCCUGUGAGAGCUACGUCUACUGGCACAACAUAGCCAAGGAGGCCUGCACAGCAGACAGUCUGGAGCUGCAUAGUUAUGGGAUGCUGUUGCCGUGCGGCGACCGUUUCCGUGGGGUGGAGUAUGUGUGCUGCCCGGGGAGGGGCGGGUCCAGUGGCAGGGGGGAGACCGAGGGAGGGGACGUUCUCUCAGCAGGACCCCAGGCCCUUAACCCUCAGGCCAAAGUCAACACAGGAGUCAAAGUGACAACACUCACUCCAAGCCCCUCUCCUGGCACCGAUGUGGACGAGGCAGACAUGGAGGAGGAAGAUGAUGAGAUGAUGGAAGAGGAUGAGCAGGUGGUGGAUGAGGAAGAGGAGGCAGAUGAGGAGGAGGAGGAGGAAGAGGAGGAGGAGGAGCAGCAGGAGGUUGCAGAAGCAGCAGCAGUGAAAGACCCAGAGGAGUAUGAGUACUCCAUUGACUCUGGCCCCUACCAGGCUACUGACUACACAGACUCCUUCUACUAUGAGAAAGGCCAGGGUCAGGCUGGUCGCAACCCCUCCACAUCCCAACCCCAGACCAGGGGAGACAGCCUACCCACCCCUCGCCCCACAGAUGGUGUGGAUGUUUACUUUGAGAUGCCAGGGGACGACAGCGAACACGCCAACUUCCUGCGUGCCAAGAUGGACCUGGAGGAGCGGCGAAUGAAACGCAUCAAUGAGAUCAUGAAAGAAUGGGCUGAGGCUGACAACCAGUCUAAGAACCUGCCCAAGUCUGACCGCCAGGCCCUUAAUGAGCAUUUCCAGUCUGUGUUGCAGACUCUGGAGGAGCAGGUGGCAGGGGAGAGACAGAGGCUGGUGGAGACCCAUCUGGCCCGUGUGGUGGCCACCCUCAACAACAACCGCAGACUGGCCUUGGAGAGCUACCUGACCGCCGUGCAGGCCGAGCCCCCUCAGCCAGAGCGGGUGCUGCAGGCUCUGAAGCGAUACAUGGCAGCAGAGCAGAAGGACCGCAGACACACUCUGAGACACUACCAGCACAUUGAGGCCGUCGACCCCCAGAAGGCUGAGCAGAUGAAGUUCCAGGUCUACACCCACCUCCAUGUGAUUGAGGAGAGGAUGAACCAGAGCUUGGCUUUACUCUACCAGGUCCCUGCCUUGGCUGAGGAGCUGCACGAUGAUAUCCAGGAGCUGGUGAAGGCGGAGCGAGGAGACAUCAGUGAGCUCAUGACCACUUCCUUCUCUGAGACACGCACCACCGAGGAGCUGCUUCCUGCCGAGAGUGAGGAGGAGAAGGAUGACGAGGAGGAGGAGGAGAGAGCCUUCCAGAACAGGCCCUACCCACCCCGCAUCGACCCACAGGCCAACACUAAGAAAGCCUCUACAGACGAGUAUGACUAUGCCACAUCUGAGAGAAGCCCCACAUAUGAAUAUGAAGAGAAAAUUAACACCUCUCUGGAGCUCAAGCAGGUGGUCUACAAGUCUCCUGAGAUCCAGACCGAUGAACUACAACCAGACGCCCUGGAGACGUUCAACCGUGGGGCCAUGGUGGGGUUGCUGGUGGUUGCCGUGGCCAUCGCCUUGGUGAUGGUGAUCAGUCUGUUGCUGGUGCGCAGGAAGCCGUAUGGCACCAUCAGCCACGGCAUUGUGGAGCAGGUUGACCCCAUGCUGACCCCAGAGGAGCGCCAACUAAACAAGAUGCAGAACCACGGCUACGAAAACCCCACCUACAAAUUCUUUGAGCAAAUGAACUGAGGCGAUGGGUGUGGCCUCCCGGUCAUGCCCAAUCACACGAGGCGCUCCCUUUCCUUGCUCCCCUCCUAGGGGUGGUCCAAGUCACACCUCCUAUGUUGUAUUAAGAUGUAUCAUUACGACCAACACUUUAAUGUAACUUGACAAGCAAAUAGGGGGUAUAUGCCCCAAACCUCUGACCAACCAUGUCCCCACAUCAGUUUUGAAAUGUAAACCAGUAACAGAGACGUAUUACCAACUGACCCAUCCUCUUACUCUUCUGGUCUAGAAUAAAGGGGUGGACAUUAAUGCCACAGUGUAACAAUCAUCUCCUUUGGAGAGAUUCACUCCUGUCUACUUGGAUAGGAAUGCCAUUGGAAUGGCUUGAGUUGACCCCCUUAUUCUUAAUAAAAUGGAUUGAUAUUUGUCAGAAACGGACUCAAUGUUGAACAGUGCAUUUUGCUUUGUUGUGUAUGUCAUCUGUUUAUUCUUUGUUGGAUUGUGUUACAGCUCUGAUUCAUUAUAUUCCAGUUCAGAUAAAUGGUGUAAAAUGUGAACAAAUAAUAUAGUCUGAUUUAUAGUAUAACUGAUUUAAAUCUCCAUACAAACUGGUUCUCUAUCUAAAGCUACAAUGACUCUGACAUGAUGACCACCAAGCCAACCCCACCUCCAUGAGUCAAUGAAGGAUAUCUUCUUUCAAAGCCAGGCACAGUUGUAAAGGUUAAGCAGAGAUGAGGAGGUUGGGUAGUUAUAAGGAAUGAAGCAGAGAUGAGGAGGUUGGGUAGUUAUAAUGAAUGAAGCAGAGAUGAGGAGGUUGGGUAGUUAUAAUGAAUGAAGCAGAGAUGAGGUUGGGUUGGGAAUGUGAGGUAUUGAAGCUUGAUUAACUUAGUUGUUACUUAGUUAUUACUUACACCAACAUAUAUUAUCAAUCCAUAGUAAAAUGGGUUUGUGGUCUUUUGAUAUUAAGCCCAACCUCAUCUCCUUCAGUCUGUGGCAUCUGACACAACCGGCACCCAGUGCCUAUUCUAUGUGAUGUGAACUAUUUAAUUGAACUAAUGUACCAAAUGUAUCAUUUAAGUUAAGUGAAUGACUGCUACCUACAAAAUUGUAACAAAGUAAUGAGAAGUCCAUUAUUUUAAUGAGAGCAUGCAGAUUUGGUGUAUGAUGCUACCGUCUUUGUGUUGUUCCUGUUCUUUGCUUUUGAUAAGAUGGAAAUGUGACAGAUUAAAAUGGACAGUGUAAAUAUCUUUAGAAAAAAACAUCUUCAAAAUAGACAUUUCUAGAAUUAUUUUGCAUCAGUGUAAUGGAAUAAAAACAAAAAAAGAAUACCUUGUGCUGUUCAGAGAGAGAACAUUUUCCUAACAUGGCUGAUUGAAAACGGACUGUUGUAAAAACCAGCACAAGACGACACAGUUAACUUCUGACUGAAUGUAUUUUAGGUAGACGUUGAGACUCCAUUUCCUCUUCGGUAGGGCAUCACUCCCCUAGUAGAACCCCAAGGACUAACCGGUAAUCAGUAGACAAGCUACAUAUCCAAUACCUUCCUCAUUAUCUCACUGUAGUGUAACACUGGAUGUCUCUUUUCACUAUUUGCAGGUCUGAAUGAGAACAGUGGGAUGUCAUUCAUUAUUGUGGUGCAAUGGACUUUAGCAUUAGGGAACAUAGUGAUGUUGGCAACAUGGUGAUAUUGUGGAACAGUUGCACCUAAGGGAGGUACGCGGAGGACUGGACUAUUGCUCAGAUUGGGUGGGACCACUAUUUGCUCUAGCACACCUUUGAGUUAUUUUCAGUUUAUUGCUUCAAAUUCAAGUUGAAUCUUUAUUAGGGACAACCGGUUUCAGGCAGGAUGAACAUACAAUACAGAACAUAUAGACGCUGUAUAAACACCAGUUGAAUGUUAGUCUACUAGGGAGAUGUGUUGCAUCUCACUGAAGUAUCUGUCACUGUUAUAAUGAUCAAUAUCAUUCACUGUAUAUAGAUAAGAAGGCAUUGCCCACUUUUCAAUGGCUGAUUGUUGACCUCUUGGAUGGGUUUUAUGUUGAAUUUAUUUUCCACUUCAUUAUUUUGGUACCAGAGAGUUCUUUGUGUUGGAUGGUUACAUACACAGUAGGAGGUUUCUUCAUAAUCAACAGUGUCAACUACAACUACUGUUGGCCUACUGUACUACAGAGGAUCCUAACCAAAACCAAUCAUCUUUCACUACUCUCAGAAUUCUGAAAAUAGCACUUUGUACAACACCACCAGUCCUGAAACAUCCUUAGAGGUUCAUUCUUUAUUUAUAACUCAUGGCUAGGUUGUUCUGCUGUUGUGUACUCCACUCCACUUGUGUACUCCACUGGCGACACGAGGGAGUCAAUUAUUGAUCACAUCAGAGGAGAGAUGUGGCUGACUCAGUCUCAUCACCUCAAACCGUCCUGUUUCUUUAUUCAAACACUGCUUUGAAUAUGGGAAGAGGAGUUCAAAUGCUUGAACUCAGAGAUUUGAAUUUUCCAUGUAUUGCUUUUGGAUUGUAGGAAUCACAGGUUGUGGUUACUGAAUCAAGAUAAUUAGAGAGCUGAGAGUCUUUUUAUAAUUUGUACAGCUCCGUUUAGUGAAUGAAAACAUGGUAUGUUCACAGUAAGUCAGUUGAACCUUGUAUCGAUACUACUGAAACUAUAGAAGAGAAUAAGCUUGCCUGUGUUUCCCCAAAGACUCAAGGUUUUCAUACCAGCAUUUAGCAGAUGUAGAAUGGUAUAUACUGUAGUGACUGAACACACAUUUGUAUGUCCUCUCUUGAAUAAGAUACUUGUUGGCCUUCCUCCCCUCCCCACCAGAGAAAAUAUUAAACAAUUAUAUGGAGAGUUUAAUUGCUGCAUUAUUGCCUUUUACAAUGCUGUGUUUUGGAUGUAAUUAUGUAUUUUUAUUUGAGUAAUUAUCAAUUGGAUUGAGGGUCAUGUUUUCUCACUGUAUGAAAAAUAUAGUAGUUUGUUUAAGGCACCGUAAACAGGUUAAAUGUCUAACCUGCAGUUCAGAUACAGCAGACCUACACUGUCUAAGUGCAUUGUUGGGCCAGUAGCCGAAAGGUUGCUGGAUCGAAUCCCCGAGCUGACAAGGUUCAAAUCUGUCGUUCUGCCCCUGAACAAGUCAUUUAACCCACUGUUCCCCGGUAAGGUGUCAUUGUAAAUAAGAAUUUGUUCUUAACUGACUUGCCUAGUUAAAUAAAUGUUCAAUUAAAAAUAAUAAAGUCUAUAACUAAAUUGUCCAUGGUGUGGCGCCAAGCACAACUGUGAACAAAAUAUUGCUCUAUGUCAGACAGAUACUGACUGUAUAUAAUGUGAACUCCCACCAUUUUGACUAUACUCUGAUUGGAAUGAGGGAGCUAAUCUUCAAAUCCAUUCAGAACUUGACCAAAGACAUACUUUGCUCUAGAAGAGGUCAGACAACUGACUAAUUUGGCCAAUUGUCCCUGAGCUAUGUAGAGUGUAAUUCAUGUGCAAGAAAUCUGAGCAAUGGCGAUCUGAUUAAGCUAAUUAAAACUGUAAUAAAAUUAAAAAUGACCCACGAAA